UAACUCAGUUUACUGCUGAACCAGACAGACCUUUGGACACAAAAGGAUUAUAUACAUAUCACUCCAACCACUGCCUGGGGAACUAAAGACAUUAAACCUUCUGGAUUAAAAAGACCUAAUUAUCUGGAAAAAUCAGUAAUCCUGGGAUUUUGCAUCAAACCUUAAUCUAAAGACAUUAAACAAAACUGCACACUCCAUCAAAGACCGGAAUACAAGGACAGCACAGCAUGUCUGGGAUUCAAGGAUUUUUCGUGUUUGCUCUUCUUCAAAUUAACAGCGUUUUUAUGACCACCUCUGCUGUCUCUCUCAUUAUUUCUCCCCCGGAAAGCAAGAUCGUUGCCCAGAUUGGGGAACCACUUCAUAUAACUGCUGAGGCCACGGACUGCGAAGGCCCUUCAUUUACCUGGUCUAGUCUUAUGGACAAAACAUUAAGUGGCGCUGUCAGCACUAAUGGAAGCAUCUCCAUCCUUAACAUGAUGGUCAGCAUAGACAGUGAAGGUCAAUACGUGUGUAAAGUCUUCUGUAAGAAUGGAAGGUCAGAGAAAACCUUCAGAAUCAUUCCAUACUCGUUUCCCAGUGACCCUGUGCUGGAGGUGUCCUCUUUGGUGGUUGGCGUGGAGUCUAUUAUCACCUGUGCAGUCCCCUAUGUGUAUCCUGCAGAAAUGAUGACUGUACAAAUUCUGAAGAAUGAAAAGAUGAUUGUGGAUUCGGACUUUCAUACAAUAAUAGAAGAUAAACCCCAAAACAUCAGUGUAUCAUACAGCUGGACCCCCGAAGAAGAAAAUGAGAGCAGUGAAAUACUUUGUGUGGCACAACUGGAAUUUACCAGUGGAGGGAUUGAUCCAAAGACAAGAGACACCAGAAUGAUUCUUAAUCUUAUCUAUCCACCUGGGAAUCUCAAUAUGGUAGUUCACCCAUCAACGAAGGUGAAAUGGAUGGAGACGAUAUCUCUGAGCUGUACGUGUGAUAGUAGAACUCCAGUCAAAACAUGGUGGGUGAAGCAGAGAGGAGGUGAAACUUUGAAGAUUGCAUCUGAUGGGAACAGCAGUCUGGAAAUCAAUCAAGCACAAAUGGAAGACUCUGGCGAAUACAUCUGUUACGCAGAGAAUGCUGCAGGGAAAAAAUCUGCUUCUGUUGAAAUCACAGUACAGACUCUACCAGAUAAACCUACCAUCACCGUCAUACCAGAUACAUCAGUGACUCUGGGACAGACAGUUACAAUUGCAUGCUCUGUGAACAGCGGACCUUCAGCAAACGUUACCCUAUGGUUGGUGACAGAAAAUGAGAAUAAACUCUUAAUGGACAAUGCGGACGUCUUUGAGAUACAGUCAGUACAAAUCCAAGAUGGUGCCACAUACCUUUGCCAGGCAGAGAAUCCUUUUGGAAAGGCAGAGGCAACAAAAACCCUUACUGUGAAAUUCCCACCCACGAACACACAAGUAAUAUUCACACCGUCUGCCGAAGUGAGGGAGGGCGAAUUUGUGCACGUCAUGUGCAAAUCAACUGGUUUUCCCAUCCCUGAGUUGAUCCUAAAGAAGAAGACUGAUGUCGGCCUACAAGAGUUAGAAAUGACUGAUGGAGAAUACUGGAUUGAAAGUGCUACAGCAGAGCAAGCAGGAACCUAUAUUUGUGAAUCAAGGAAUGAUAUUGGAAUUGAAAGUACAGAAGCCAACCUCACUGUACAAGUUCCACCCAAAAACACACAACUAAUCAUCCUACCAUCUUCAUCCGUGAAGGAAGGAGAAUCAAUCAGCAUCUUCUGUAAUUCAACAGCAUUGCCACAACCUGAGAUCAUCCUAAAGAAGAAGGGUCUGGAGUUAGAAAGUAGGAAUGAAGUUAUCCAUAUUAAAAGUGUUCAAGUGGAGGAUGCAGGGACCUAUAUAUGUGAAUCCACGAAUGUUGUUGGAUUUGAAAUCACAGAAACAACACUGAAUGUACAACAUAUGAAAGAAGUUGCUUCUGAAAACAUGACAGUGGUUGUAACACCAUCGGAGAAUGUCUCAGAAGGUGACACCGUCACAAUUACCUGCGAGACCUACAGCAUAUCCUCCUCAACCAUCCUUCUGCAGAAAGUGUGUGUGGAAAAUAGUACUAUCAUGCAGGCACAGAAUGGAACCUUCACCUUGCGUAAUGUCACCCUCAACGACUCUGGGAACUACACUGUCAUCUUACCUAAUGAAGCAGGGAAAAGGACCAAAGUUAUUGAGAUCAAUGUUCUAGAGCGCCAUGAGAGCCCGAAACCUAACUACACCAUCCCAAUUGUAGCGUUAUCCAUGGCUGCAGUGUCAGCAGGUGUCAUAUGUUUAAUCAUUUAUCGCAUGAAACAAGGGAAUUCACAAGGGUCGUACAGCCUCGUGGAAGCUCUUAGAAGUAGAGUGAUAUCUGGAAAAAUCUGGAUUUAUAAAGAACUGAAAUCCUGGGAUUUUGCAUCAAACCUUAAUCUAAAGACUUUAAACAAAACCGGAAUACAAGGAAUGCACACCAUGUCUGGGAUUCAAGGAUUUUCCGUGUUUGCCUUCAUUCAAAUUCUCAGCGUUUUUAUGACCACCUCUGCUAUCUCUAUCGUAAUUUCUCCCCCGGAAAGCAAGAUCGUUGCCCAGACUGGGGAACCACUUCAUAUAACUGCUGAGGCCACGGACUGCGAAGGCCCUUCAUUUACCUGGUCUAGUCUUAUGGACAAAACAUUAAGUGGCACUGUCAGCACUAAUGGAAGCAUCUCCAUCCUUAACAUGAUGGUCAGCAUAGACAGUGAAGGUCAAUACUUGUGUAAAGUCUUCUGUAAGAAUGGAAAGUCAGAGAAAACCUUCAGAAUCAUUCCAUACUCAUUUCCCAGUGACCCUGUGUUGGAGGUGUCCUCUUUGGUGGUUGGCGUUGAGUCCACUAUCACCUGUGCAGUCCCCUAUGUGUAUCCCACAGAAAUGAUGACUGUACAAAUUCUGAAGAAUCAAAAGGUGAUUGCUGAAUCGGACUUACAUACAAUAGUGGAUGACAGACUCCAAACCAAAAACAUCAGUGUAUCACACAGCUGGAUCCCCGAAGAAGAAAACGAGGGCAGUCAAAUACUAUGUGUGGCACAACUGGAAUUUCCCAGUGGAGGGAUUGAUCCAAAGACAAGAGACACCAGAAUGAUUCUUAAUCUUAUCUAUCCACCUGGGAAUCUCAAUAUGGUAGUUCACCCAUCAACGAAGGUGAAAUGGAUGGAGACGAUAUCUCUGAGCUGUACGUGUGAUAGUAGAACUCCAGUCAAAACAUGGUGGGUGAAGCAGAGAGGAGGUGAAACUUUGAAGAUUGCAUCUGAUGGGAACAGCAGUCUGGAAAUCAAUCAAGCACAAAUGGAAGACUCUGGCGAAUACAUCUGUUACGCAGAGAAUUCUGCAGGGAAAAAAUCUGCUUCUGUUGAAAUCACAGUACAGACUCUCCCAGAUAAACCUACAAUCACCAUCAAACCAGAUACAUCAGUGACUCUGGGACAGACAGUUACAAUUGCAUGCUCUGUGAACAGCGGAACUUCAGCAAAUGUUACCCUAUGGUUGGUGACAGAAAAUGAGAAUAAACUCUUAAUGGACAAUAAGGAUGUGUUUGAGAUACAGUCAGUACAAAUCCAAGAUGGUGCCACAUACCUUUGCCAAGCAGAGAAUCCUUUUGGAAAGGCAGAAGCAACAAAAGCCCUUACUGUGAAAUUUCCACCCACUAACACACAAGUAAUAUUCACACCGUCUGCAGAAGUGAGCGAGGGCGAAUUCGUCCACGUUAUAUGCAAAUCAACUGGUUUUCCCAUCCCUGAGUUGAUCCUUAAGAAAAAGACUGAUGUUGACUUACAGGUGUUACAAAUGGCUGAUGGAGAAUACUGGAUUGAAAGUGCUACAGCAGAGCAUGCAGGAACCUAUAUUUGUGAAUCAAGGAAUGAUAUUGGAAUUGAAAGUACAGAAGACACACUCACUGUACAAGUUUCACCCCAAAACACACAACUAAUCAUCCUGCCAUCAUCAUCGGUGAAGGAAGGAGAAUCAAUCAGCAUCUUCUGCAAUUCAACAGCAUUUCCACCACCUGAGAUCAUCCUAAAGAAGAAGACUGAUGUCGGCCUACAUGAGUUACAAAUUGCUCAAGGAGAACACUGGAUUCAAAGUGCUACAGCAGAGCAUGCAGGAACCUAUAUAUGUGAAUCAAGGAAUCAUAUUGGAAUUGAAAGUACAGAAGACACACUGAUUGUACAAGUUCCACCCAAAAACACACAACUAAUCAUCCUGCCAUCUGCAUCAGUGAAGGAAGGAGAAUCAAUCAGUAUCUUCUGCAAUUCAACAGCAUUUCCACAACCUGAGAUCAUCCUAAAGAAGAAGACUGAUGUUGACCUACAUGAAUUACAAAUUGCUGAAGGAGAACACUGGAUUCAAAGCGCUACAGCAGAGCAUGCAGGAACCUAUAUUUGCGAGUCAAGGAAUGAUAUUGGAAGUGAAAGUACAGAAGCCACCCUCACUGUUCAAGUUCCACCCAAAAACACAAAACUAAUCAUCCUGCCAUCAUCAUCGGUGAAGGAAGGAGAACCAAUCAGCAUCUUCUGCAAAUCAACAGCAUUUCCACAACCUGCAAUUAUCCUAAAGAAGAAGGGUCUGGAGUUAGAAAGUCAUAAUGAAGUUAUCCAUAUUAAAAGUGUUAAACUGGAGGAUGCAGGGACCUAUAUAUGUGAAUCCAUGAAUGUUGUGGGAUUUGAAAUCACAGAAACAACUCUGAAUGUACAACAUAUGAAAGAAGUUGCUUCUGAAAACACAACAGUGGUUGUAACACCAUCGGAGAAUGUCACAGAAGGUGACACCGUCACAAUUACCUGCGAGACCUACAGCAUACCCUCCCCAACCAUCCUUCUGCAGAAAGUGUGUGUGGAAAAUAGUACUAUCAUGCAGGCACAGAAUGGAACCUUCACCUUGCGUAAUGUGACCCUCAAAGAUACUGGGAUGUACACAGUCAGCAUAAUUAAUGAAGCAGGGAGAAGGACCAAAGUUAUUGAGAUCAAUGUUCUAGAGCGUCACGAAAGCCCGAAACCUAGCUACAUGGUCCCAAUUAUAGGGUUAUCCGUGGCUGCAGUGUCAGCAUGUGUCAUAUGUUUAAUCAUUUAUCACAUGAAACAAGCGAAGUUACAAGGGUCGUACAGCCUCGUGGAAGCUCUCAGAAGUAAAGUGUAACCAGAGUGACUGACUUUAGAAAUUCUUUGGAAAUACAUUUUGCACAGACAUAAAACUAUCACGUGUUUUCACAAAUAACAAAAUAUUAGAAAACUCCUAUAUCUACUGCAGUACAAUGUGAAAUGGCUGGCGUGGAAGAUCCAGGGGUAAACUUUUACAAAUGUCUCUGGUUGUCAUGUCAUGAAUCUCGGACACUCAUAAGGCCACAUAAGCAUCUACUUAUGUGAACACCUGAGUCAUAAGAAGAACAAGAGAAAGAAGGACAAACCAUGUCAUUGACCUCUUAAGAACAGUUUUUGCACUUACUCAUAGGAAUCUACUUUAUAAAUAAUGUUGUGAUUGUAUGUUUGUUUUUAGUGUUUAGAAGCUGCUGUUAUUUAUUUUUUUACUUCUUCACUGUCAUUUGUUGUUUCUUUUGAGUAAAUUUAUCUAGUCUUUUGAAUGUAAUGGACGUUUUGUGUGUUUAUAUCACUUGUGUGUUAAAUUGUAAUUCUUAUUCUGCCCCUCGUAGUUGUUAGCCUUUGCCAGUCAUUUGUUGAUAAUUGAUGUAGAAAUUGAAAUGUAUAGAAACCUAAAUCACAAAACAUGAAAUGGUAUCAGAAUGGAAGCAAAAACUAAAUUACAAGUGGAAUCAUUACAUUGGGCAUUAAGUUGCUUUUCCAGAACCAGGGUGCUGUCAGGGCCACCCGAUGGACAUGGAUUUUAAGGGCC
Pelobates fuscus (common spadefoot toad) is the source of this 5888-nucleotide messenger RNA. RefSeq names its product vascular cell adhesion molecule 1 (gene VCAM1). The record is from RefSeq and is a predicted model, not a curated record. The coding region runs from base 228 to 5177 and encodes 1649 amino acids. The transcript has 20 exons. Lineage: Eukaryota; Metazoa; Chordata; Amphibia; Anura; Pelobatidae.